Messenger RNA from Penaeus vannamei (Pacific white shrimp), 374 nucleotides. Lineage: Eukaryota; Metazoa; Arthropoda; Malacostraca; Decapoda; Penaeidae. The record is from RefSeq and is a predicted model, not a curated record.
GGAUGCUCCUCCUCUGCAUCUGGCUCUUCAGCGUGCUGUUCUGCGCCAUGCCCCUGUUCGGAUGGGGUCAGUACGCCCUCCAGUAUCCCGGCUCCUGGUGCUUCGUCAACAUCCACGUCUGCGCGGACACGCCCCUCCACCACCUCAUCUACACCAACAUCUUCGGCGCCUUCACCAUCAUCAACCUGUUCGUCAUGGUCGUCUGCAAUGUGGUCGUUAUCAUCCUCUUGCUACAGAAGACGGUAACGCGCAACGGCAACUAUUUUGAAGGGUCCAGUCACCGUCUGUCAUGUUUAGGUUUGUCUCUAUCUCCAAGUAUCUCGUAUUUUAUUUAUUUUUUUAGAUAUAUAUAUUUUUUCUCUAGACGUAAGUGA